AUGCACUUCGCCUCUGGGCCGUGCUCGCGUCACCAGAGACCCCAGCGAGAGAAUCGGUACACAGUGCACUACAACGUGGAUGGUCGCGCCGCCUCCUCCAGCACCGCGACGCUGCUGCCGCUUCGCCGCUACAGCCGCGCACGCGACAUCAGCGCGACGCUGACAGCCCCCGUCGUUGAGUACCGCCAGCCACAGUGGACGAUGCCGCUGGGCAAGCUGAUCUGGACACUCUCUUCGGUUCCCAACCCGACGGCCGCGGCAACUGGUGUUGAGCGAAGAAGUGGCGGCAGCAGAAGCGGCGCACCGCACGCGCACUGCAUCCCCUCGCCGUGCCCGGCAGCCUUCACAGCCGCCCGUACUUUAUCGUGUCUCGGCGGUGCGGCCGCAUCCGCAGCUAGGGCCACAGAGACCACGCUGCGCUCCUCUUCCAAGGUCAUGCGACAGCCAUUUACGUCUCCCUACAUGGAGUCAUCGCCUCCCUCGGCAGCAGCAGCGGAUCAGCGGGAUUACGAAGCCGAAGGCAGCCGAGUGCGAGGGGAGCGGCCGGGCGGCGCCACCGCUACCGCAGGGCGGCACUCCUCCGGCAGCUCACCGCCACCACGUUCCGCUACGAGUGACCGACAGUCGCAUCGCAGUCGCGACAUUGCGCAGGUCCGUCCUGGCUGCACGACGCCCAUGGAGCGCGUCCGCUACCGCAGCAGCGUCACGAGGAAGUUGAUUGACCUCUACGACGAGGUAGCGGAGUUAUACGACUGUCGCGAGAACAUGAGGAACCAGGUGACGCAGGCGAUGCGCAUCGACCCUCGCUACUGUAAGGAGAGGCACGGCGAGGUCCGACUCGCCUGCAAGCCCACACUCCAGCAGCAGUCCGCUGUAGAGUCGGUGGAGAACGCACUUGAGGGCUUGCACGACGCUGUGCAUGAGCUGGUCGCGGCCUACCUCACACAGGAGGAGAAACGCCACCUCGGCAUCGACACACAUCUCUUCCAGACCAGCACGGAAAAGGCAAACACCUACCAGUACGCCCCACCCCCGCCGAAGCCGCGGUCGUCGUCGAGCAAUGCCGCACGAAGGGCCCGUCAAAAGACGUCCGCGGCGGCGACGUUUCCACAUCCGUCUACUCGCCACCGUGAGGUGCGCGUGGAAAAGGAGGAGGGUGACGCUCAUGAAAAUACAGCAGCGACCGCGCCGACGCCGGCAGCUCCAACUCUCACCGUCCCUGUCGACACGCCGGCGCCACAGCAGCAGCCGUUGACUAACACGACGACCAACAAGAAGAUCAGCAACAGCGUCUGGGACUCGUCGGCGCCAGCGGCCUCAGCUGCCUUCAGCUCGGCCGCCAUCUCUCUCCCAGCGUCCUCCGUCAAGCUAGCACAGCAGUCUGUGGUUGAACUCUCCCAGCUGGCGGCCCCGCAACAGCCGGUGACGUCGUCGUCACAGCCUCUCUGCUCCUCCAUCGUGCACGUCGCAGCGCCCGAGAAGCACGAAGACGGCUCUGGUACCGCAGCUGAGCAGAAACCUGUGGCGGCUUCCCACACACAAGACACAGAGAUUGCGGAAGGGACCCCGGAGCGCGUCGUGGCGUCGGCCGUGUCCGCGUCGACACUGAGCGUCACGUGGCCCACGGACACAGGGGCGGGGUCAACACUGCAUCUGCCGACCGGGUCGCAGCCCCCGCUUGCAACUGAACGGCUCCUGAAGGUGCCAGUGAGCAGCCCCGAUGCGCUGACUCCGAUCGCCAAGACACCGCCGGCAAUACCCCCGAGGCCCACGUCGGUGCAGGCGCAGGCGCAGGAGCCUGCACUGACUUCCGCCAACCCUACGCCACCGCCGUCGCACCCACCCAGCCAAGAUGCCGUCGCGGCGAGCUGCAACGACGCCUCUGCUGCCAAGGCCUCUGCGUCGCAAGCACGGACAGCGGUCGUGGGGUUCAAGCGCUUCCUGAUCGACUCCGACAGUAACAGCAGCUGCUGA
Messenger RNA from Leishmania major strain Friedlin, 1974 nucleotides. RefSeq lists its product as hypothetical. The record is from RefSeq and is a predicted model, not a curated record. The transcript has a single exon. The coding region runs from base 1 to 1974 and encodes 657 amino acids. Lineage: Eukaryota; Euglenozoa; Kinetoplastea; Trypanosomatida; Trypanosomatidae.